This is a messenger RNA of Melanotaenia boesemani (Boeseman's rainbowfish), 1656 nucleotides long. RefSeq names its product potassium voltage-gated channel modifier subfamily V member 1 (gene kcnv1). NCBI's taxonomy places the organism in Eukaryota, Metazoa, Chordata, Actinopteri, Atheriniformes, Melanotaeniidae. Gene Ontology annotation, molecular function: voltage-gated potassium channel activity; protein binding. Gene Ontology annotation, cellular component: membrane; voltage-gated potassium channel complex. The record is from RefSeq and is a predicted model, not a curated record. The transcript is spliced from 4 exons. The coding region runs from base 34 to 1596 and encodes 520 amino acids. Gene Ontology annotation, biological process: protein homooligomerization; potassium ion transmembrane transport.
GCUGAGAGCAGUAGCUUGUUUCUCAUGUAAUUGAUGGAGGAUCUGAGGGAACGAGGACCAUCCAGGUCUUCCUUUACAACAGCUGCUCCAUCCUCCACCAGGAGCCUCCCCUCCAGCUCGAUGGCAGAUGUCUACGGGAACAGCGUCUCUCUGGUCUCUCUGGAUUCCAGUGUUUUCUUCAGCGAAACGGCGGUGUCCUCCAUCACAGAUCCUCUCGGUGUCUUGAUCAUCAACGUGGGAGGAAUCCGCUACAUUCUGUCCCAGGAAAUGCUGGUGUCCCACCCAGAGACGCGGCUGGGAAAACUGGUCAGCUGCAGCCGGGACUCAGUGCUGGAGCUCUGCGAUGAUGCAGACUUCCUGGAAAACGAGUUCUUCUUCGACAGAAACUCACAGACCUUUGAGUAUGUGAUUAACUUCUACCGGACGGGUCAUCUCCACGUCAUGGAGGAGCUCUGUGAGAUCUCCUUCCUGCAGGAGAUCCAGUACUGGGGCAUCAAUGAGCUUUGCAUCAACUCCUGCUGCCGUGAGCGCUACUACCGCCGCAAGGAGCAGAAAGAGACCCUGGACCUGCAGCAAGAGUUUGAGGCCGAUAAUGGCGAAGAGGACUUUAUGGGUGCUGCCUGCCCUGCUCUCCGUCAAUGCCUGUGGAACCUUCUGGAGAAACCUGAGUCAUCUCGCGCAGCUCGGACUAUCGGCUCGCUGUCGGUCUUCUUCGUGGUGCUGUCGGUCAUCAACAUGGUGCUCAUUUCCCUGGACCUGGGCGAGGACUAUGGAUGGGAGGGGCUGGGGAUUGGUGUGCCAGUGCUGUUUGACGUCCUGGAGUAUGUAUGCGUGAUGUGGUUCACAGGUGAGCUGGUUCUGAGGUUUCUGUGCGUCAGAGACAAGUGUCGGUUCAGUCGGAACAUCCCCAACGUCAUCGACCUGCUGGCCAUCCUGCCGUUCUAUGUCACGCUGGCAGUGGAGAGUCUCCAUGGAGGAUCCACCGAGCUGGAGAACAUGGGUCGCGUGGUCCAGGUGCUCCGCCUCCUCAGGUCACUGCGCAUGCUUAAGCUGGGACGACACUCUACAGGACUAAAGUCUCUAGGAAUGACCAUUGCUCAGUGCUACGAGGAAGUCGGUCUCCUUCUCCUCUUCCUCGGUGUCGGCAUCUCCAUCUUUGCUACGAUGGUCUUUGCCCUGGAGCACGACCUUCCUGCCACCACCUUCACCAGCGUUCCAGCUGCCUGGUGGUGGGCAACCACCUCCAUGACGACGGUGGGCUAUGGGGACAUCCGUCCUGACACGAUGGUGGGGAAGGUUUUGGCCUUCCUCUGCAUCCUGUCUGGCAUCCUGAUCCUGGCGCUGCCCAUCGCCAUCAUCAACGACCGUUUCUCCGCCUGCUACUUCACCCUGAAGAUGAAAGAGGCGGCACUACGGCACGGCGAGAUGCUGAAGAGGCUGGCCCGCGGCUCAGUGGGGGCAGGGGCCCCAGGGGCAAUGGGGGGAGGAGUCAACCUGAGGGAUGCCUACGCUCGUAGCAUCCUGGAGAUGCUAAGGUUGAACGGCCGUGAGAGAGCCAGCACCCGAAGCAGCGGAGGAGACGAGCUUUGGUGGUAGAACCUCAAAGAACCAGCAGGGGUCCCUAGCGGACUGGUAGAACAACGAGCUCCACCACCA